AAAAUGGCUCUAAUUAUGACUAUGAAUUGGUCGAAUAUAAAUCAACGUUGUUUUCGAUUGGUUAAAAAUUGGUUAAUCACUCGAACAAAACAUAUAAAAGGUCAUGCUAUUCAAGAAUACAUAUCAGAAGUCUUUCGCAGCGUUUCGAAUCUCAACGUAUAUUUUUCAACCACCUGUUGCACAUCAAAACUUCAUAUGCCUGGAUUAAUUUAUAAAAAUGUCUGGGAAACAGACCCAGAGCUUUUUGAAUUAAUGAAAAAAGAAAAAAAAAGGCAAGAAUCUGGUCUUGAAAUGAUUGCUAGUGAAAAUUUUACAUCUCUUAGCGUUCUUCAAUGUUUAAGUUCUUGCCUUCAUAAUAAAUAUAGUGAAGGUCUUCCUGGUCAAAGAUAUUAUGGAGGAAAUGAAUAUAUUGAUGAAAUUGAAUUAUUAGCACAAAAACGUGCUUUAGAUGCAUUUAAUUUAAAUCCUGAAGAAUGGGGUUGUAAUGUUCAACCAUAUUCAGGAAGUCCAGCUAAUUUUGCUGUUUAUACAGGUGUAGUUGAGCCUCAUGGUCGUAUAAUGGGUUUAGAUCUUCCAGAUGGAGGACAUCUUACACAUGGUUUUUUUACUGCAAAUAAAAAAGUUUCUGCAACAUCAUUAUUUUUUGAAUCAAAACCAUACAAAGUUAAUAUUAAUACUGGUUUAAUUGAUUAUGAUAAAUUAGCUGAAGAAGCAAGAUUAUUUAAACCUAAAAUUAUAAUAGCAGGAGUAUCUUGUUAUAGUAGAUGUUUAGAUUACAAACGAUUUAAAGAAAUAGCAGAAGAAAAUAAUGCUUAUCUAUUUAGUGAUAUGGCUCAUGUAGCAGGGUUAGUUGCUGCUGAAUUAAUUCCUAGCCCAUUUAAAUAUAGUGAUAUUGUAUCUACUACAACACAUAAAACUUUAAGAGGACCUCGAGCAGGUGUUAUCUUCUUUCGCAAAGGAAUUAGAAAAAUUGGAAAAGAUGGUCAAAAAAUUAUGUAUGAUUUAGAAGAUAAAAUUAAUCAAGCUGUAUUUCCAGGACUACAAGGUGGACCUCACAAUCAUGCAAUUGCAGGCAUAGCUACAACAAUGAAACAAAUCAAAUCACCAGAAUUUCUUCAAUAUCAGAAACAAGUUAUAGCUAAUGCAAAAAGACUAUGUACAAAAUUACAAGAGUAUGGUUAUAAAAUUAAUACAGAUGGAACUGAUGUUCAUAUGUUGCUUGUAGAUUUACGAUCUACAGGUAUUACUGGAGCUAAAGCAGAAAAAAUUUUGGAAAAUAUUUCUAUUGCUUGCAAUAAAAAUACAGUACCUGGUGAUAAAAGUGCAUUGAAUUGUAGUGGUAUCAGACUUGGUACACCUGCAUUAACUACUCGUGGUUUAGUUGAAAAAGAUAUUGAUAAAGUUGUAAACUUUAUACACAAAGGAUUAUUACUUUCUAAAGAGGUAUCUAAUAUUUCUGGUCCUAAACUUGUUGACUAUAAAAGAGUAUUAAAUACUGAUGCUAAUAUAAAAGCAAAAGUUGCAGCUUUAAGAGAAGAAGUUGAAACAUUUUCUAAGCAAUUUCCUAUUCCUGGUUUUGAAACAUAUUAAUAAUAUUAUUUCAUUUAAUAUUGUAUAGAUUUAAUUAAUUUUUUAUAUUGCAUUUAUUUUUUAUUAAUUUUGUAAAAAAAAUGAACAAAGAUCAUCUUUGUUUUAUGAACACUUUUUACUCAUAAGGUAUACAAACGUAUGUAUGUAGGAAUUUUGUGUGAAAUAUGUAGUUAUAUACAUAUAUAAUAUUUUUACAGAUGUAAAUUAUUUAAAAAAUGCUUAUUAUGAAUAUAUUAAGAAAUUAAAUACAAGAAAAUGUUUAAUUACAAUUAAAAAAUAUUAGAUUAUAUGAAUUACAAUAUUGCAUUACUUAUAUAGUAUAAUAAAUUUCUUUUUUUUUUUUACGAUUUUUAUGAUUUUUAAAAACUUUGUACAUUUGUUAUUGUAACUAAAUAUAUUUUUUGUAUAUGUAAAUUAAAUUUUGUAAAA
Molecule: messenger RNA, 2019 nt
Organism: Apis dorsata (giant honeybee)
Lineage: Eukaryota; Metazoa; Arthropoda; Insecta; Hymenoptera; Apidae
Gene: Shmt
Product: serine hydroxymethyltransferase, cytosolic
Exons: 6
Coding region: 4-1590 (528 amino acids)
Biological process (GO): protein homotetramerization; folic acid metabolic process; tetrahydrofolate interconversion
Cellular component (GO): nucleus; cytoplasm; cytosol
Molecular function (GO): glycine hydroxymethyltransferase activity; serine binding; cobalt ion binding
Source: RefSeq, a predicted model, not a curated record